Messenger RNA from Ichthyophthirius multifiliis, 5007 nucleotides. RefSeq names its product thyroid adenoma associated, putative. Gene Ontology annotation, biological process: tRNA methylation. NCBI's taxonomy places the organism in Eukaryota, Ciliophora, Oligohymenophorea, Hymenostomatida. The record is from RefSeq and is a predicted model, not a curated record. Gene Ontology annotation, cellular component: cytosol. The transcript has 2 exons.
AUGGAAAAUUAAUUAGACUAACCGAUAAAAAAAAUAAUUUAUUAUAUAGAAAAAAUAAUUACUUUUCUAAUAAAAAUACACAAAGACUAAAGUGAAAAAAUAGCCUAAAAGUAUAUAUAUAGGGCCUUAUAAUUACCUAUAAGUGCAUAAAAAAGGAAGUUUUAUUUAUUAAAUGUUUUAUUACCUUUUUCAAGUAUUUAAUUCAUUAUUUAAACUGAUUAAAAUUUAAUUGAAGAACUAAUGAAAGCUUGUGGAGAUUUCUAUAUUUUGCCUUCUGGUAUACUUUUGAGUAAAAUUCUAGAGAGAAUUUUUAAAGAAAUUUGUAAUGAAAAUCCUUAAUAAUUAAGAUCAUUUUGGGAAAAAUAAUAUUUUUAAAUUCUAUAAAAUUCUAAAUUACAUGUAGUAAAGGGAUUAAUAAAUACUGUGAAUCCCAUUUUAGUUUAAAUAAGUAAAGAGAAUGUCACUUAUAUGGUCUAGAAUGUACUCAAUGAUCAUUUUUUACCCAAAAAUAAAAACUAAAUGUGGCUUUAUAUCUCUUUUUUGAAAUUGGCGAGAGAAAACAGCCUUAUCUAAUAACAUGAAAGUCAUUUUUCAUUGUAAGCAGAUAAAGAUAUCAUUAUUAAUAAAUAAUUAUUGGAAGAACUUAUUUUAUGUAAGGAUAGAAACGUAGUCUUGAAUACUUUAGAAUUCCUUAUUUCUCAUCCCAAGCCUUCCUAAGAGCCAUCUAAAAUAGAAUUUGAUCUUAUAGAGCUUUUUUUAAAAUACGGUAUAAGAACUUCUUAUGCAGAAUACAGAAAAGGUUAUUUAUGUAUAUUUAAGAGAUUUUUAGAAAGACUAAGAUUAGUAUUUGAGAAUUACAAAUAAAGAAGUAAGAAUAAAAAGGAACUAAUUAACGAAACCCAUUAUAUAAACUUCCAGACUUUCCUAAAAAACAUAACCAACUUUAUAUUUUCCUAACUAUAUCCAGAAGUAAGUUUUGAAUUAGGAAAUCCUUGUUUAGAAUUAAUAAACUAUAUUUUACAAAAUUUCCCUUAAAAAAAGCCUAUAGAAUAUAAAAAAGGUGAAAUAAUAAACCCUUCAUAAAUCCUCCAAAACGCCAACCCAGAUUUAUUUUCAAGAGAAAACUUCGAAAUUUUGCUUGUAUAAACGCGUUCAAUGUGGGAAUCAAUAAGAAUUCUUUCUAUAAAUAUAUUAAAAGGCUUCUAAAUAAAAAGCGUUUAAAAAGACUACAUAAAAAAGCUUUAUAUAGAUAGUCUAGAACUUUGUAAAAGUCCUAUUAUAAAAAAUUACGAAUGCGGGGCUAAUAUAUUAAUGAUUUUAUAUGAAAACUAUCUAUCUGAAUUGGAACUAACACCGGAAAUGUUUAUUGAAGAAAUCCUUUAAAAAGUCGACUCUUCUUUUUUAAUUUUUAAACAAUCUUUUUUAAACGACAAUCUUCUUUUUUAAUAAAAUCUUAUUCACGGCUAUAUAACUUUACUUGCUUUAAUUAUAAAAUAAAUCUCAAAUUAGCUUUUUUUGAAAAAAACACUAACUAAUUUAUUCUAAAUAAUGUCCAAAAUUUUAAAUUUUACAACUUAAAUUUCCUCCGAAACAGUCUAUUCGAUUUUCACUUAGAAAGAAAAUAACGAUAAUUUUUUCAAAAAUAAUCAAUUAUAAAUAGACUGUAGGGGUCAUAUAGUAAAUGAAAAAGCCUAAUUUGUCUAAAAUAUGUAAAAAAUAUUACAAGGAAAUACUCUUUUAGAGGCUUUAAAAUAAUAAAAUGAACAAGAUCAAGACGAAAACGAAGAAAAAAGCGAAAAUUUACUAGUUGUUGCUUUUUAUUUAAUUUCCCGAGAAGCCGGUUUUUUAUUUUAAACCAUUUCUAAUAUAGUAAAGGAAUUCCAAGAAUAAUAAAUAGAGAAAAUUCUCGAAAAAAAAGAACUCGAAAAUCUCGUAAACGAGUUUUUUAUAGCCUUAAUUAAUAUAAAACACUUAGGUUCAAUAGAUAGAAUUUAAAUAGGACUAGGAAUGCUUUGUAGAACCAUGAAUGAGAGCAAAAAUCCCAUUUUACCUCAGCUUUCAAGUGAUCUAUUGCAAUAAUUACUCGAUAAUAUCGAAAAUAACACCUUUAAAAAUGUUCUUAGGAGGUCUGCAGGUCUCCCUAGUGCUGUAGUGUGUUUAUUAAAAGCUGAAAUAGCUGGAAAUAGAUAGGUAUUAUUAAAUAAGACUGUAAAAAGGCUACUUGAGAUGGUACAAAAUCCGAAUUUAGUUAAUAAUAUAAAGAUACAUUCGUUAAAUAUCCUAAAGAAGAUAUUCGAAGAUGGGAAUAUAAAAAUGGAAGUAGAUAAACAUAUGGGAGAAGGUUUCGAAAUUGCCAUAAAAGGUUUUUCUAUUGAAGAUUGGAGUAUAAGAAAUUCCAGUUUAAUGCUUUUUUCAGCACUAUGUAGUAGAGUAAUUGGUGGAUGUAAAAACCCAAAUGCUUAAAAUGUAAAAAGUAAAUUAAAUGUAGUUGAGUUUUUUGCCCGAGUACCUUGUUUGCUGGAUUUCUUUUAAAAAGAAUUAUAAAAAUUCGUUUUUAGUAAUUUUUAUGAAAAUAGUUAGUAUCCACCUAUUUAUCCAAUAGGACUUUUAUUAAGUAGAUUAUUACCAUAUGAUUUAAAGAAUUAAAUAUAGAAAAAAAAUAAUAAUAACAAUGAUUUUUUAUAAUAAUAAUAAGAAGAUAUAGAAAAUAUUUAAGUUUUUAUUUCAGUUGAUAAAGUUAAAGUAAUGUUACCUUUAAUUAUACUUUGUGCUAAAAAUAAAAAUUAUAUGGGAAGAGUUAUGUUAGCUAAAGCAGUUUUGCCUUUUUUAAAUUUUGAAAAUAUUCAUUUAGAAGCAGUUAAGUUGUUGAGGGAAAAUAUCUAGAAUAUAACGGGUGUUAAGAAAGAUCAUAAUUUUACUCAUGGAGUACUUUUGAUGGUUUUCUUUAUUAUAUAGAAUUAUUAUUUUAUGUGUGAAGAACUUAAUAUUGAAUACGGAAAUUAGGAAAACUUACUUUUACUACAGUAGGAAAUUAGUAAGAGGAAAUUUUUAAUUUUAGACAUAUAAUGUCCAGUUGUUUAAUAUACUUAUUUAGAUAUAGUAAAAUUACUUUAGAAGAAUCUAAAAGGGAAUAUAUAAUUUUAGUAAGAAUUUAAUACUAUUUUAUAAUUUGUGGAGCAAUUUGUCGAAAAGGAAGUUUAAAAAAAUACUCUUAGAAUCACUAAUGAUAUGGGUCAUUCAGUUUUAAGGAAAAAAAUUUUAAGGUUUCAUUUAGAUUCCAGUAGUUUAUAAAAAAUAGGAGAAUUAUUAAUUAUUAUGAUUUAAAAAUAUGAAAAUAAACCAGAAAUGUAUAAAGAAGAAGAUAAUGAGUUUUUAAGAAUUAUUUUGAAGUAUUUUUUGAGGAAAUUGAAAAAAAACGAAAAUUUUACAAAUGAAAUUUUUUUCAAAUAAAUACUUUAAAAUUUAUAAUAAAUAUUAGAAAAUCAAGAAAAAAGUCACGUUUUUUAUUUUACAAAUUGUAUUUAGUUUUUGGUAAAAAUACUAUUUAAAAUUGCUUCCUUUUUUGAUAAUUUUAAUUUUUAACCUUUUGUCUAAAUUUUAAUUUCUUUGGAAAAAAAAUUCUAUUAAAAUGGACUUUUAAUAAAAUAAUUAAUUAAAUUUUCAGGAUUUUUAAUAUAAAAAAAACUACUUCAUAUCGAUUUCUAUUUAAAAAUUUGCGAAUAAUACUCUUCUUCAACUUAAUUAGACUUUUUAAGAAUUGCAGUUAUUAAAUCACUUAAAAUUUCAAUGAAAACACUCCUCGAAGAUUUAAAAUAUGAAUAUUUUUUGAAUUUUUCGAAUGUAUUUUUGAGACUUUUACAAGAUGAAGUACCCGAAAUAAGAUAAAAAAUGAGUAGUUUUAUUUCGAAGUAUAUAUUAGGAAAAAAUAAAAGUACUAUAUUUGAAUAUACACUAAAAAAAUAUUAUUCUCUUUUAGUAAAAUAAUGUUAAAAUAAUUAAUAAUAAUAAAUUCUUCUUUUUAACUUUUUACUUAAAUAAAUUUUCCAUAAUGAAUACUUCAGUAUAAAAAAAACAAAUCAUUUCGAAAAUAGGAUAUUUGCUUAUGAUAAGGCGAAUAAAUUUAUUGAUGAUAUGAGAAUAAAAAAAUAUGCUUUUAAAGCUGUUUUUAAGUUGUUAGUUAUAUAAAAAAAUAAUAAUGUUUUUUCUUCUAAUAAUUUGGAAAUGUUUGUUUAAUAAAAUAAGAGUUUGUUUUAAGAUUUGAGUAAUGUAAAUUAAGAUAGAAUUUAACAAUAUUAAAAAUAAUUUUAAAAUAGAGAUGAGGUAAUUAUAUAAUAUUAAAUUAAUAUUUUAAUUUAUUUUUAAUAUUAUUAUUUAAGUAUGAAUUCGAAUGUAUUCUAAAUUAAUAUAUGUAUAAGAAUAUUAAAAAUUAUUUAGAAAAUUAAUAAAAAAAAAUUAAUUUUGAGAUUUUAAAAUACCUUUAUGUUAGAUUUUUUAAUUGAAUUCUUUAUGCUUUAAAAAAACCCCAAUAAAUUAAAUAAAUAUUUAUAAUAUUUAAUUAUUUUAUAAAAAUAUACAAACAUAAAAAUAAAAUAUUAAAAAAUAUAUUUAUAUGUAUAUAUAAAAUAUUUAUUUAUUUUAUUAGUACAUUUAUAUUUAUAUAUAAAUUAUUAUUUUAUAAUUUUAUAUUUAAUAAUUUGUAUAAUUUAAUUUUAUUCCUAUUAAUAUAUUAAUAUAAUUUUAACUUUUUAAAUCUAAUAAUAAAUAUUUUUAUUCAUUAAUUAUAAUUUUUUUUAUUUUAUAUUUUUCUAAUAUUUUUAUAAAUAAAAUAAUACUAAUAUUAUUUUUGAAAUUAAAAUCUACGAUUUUUUUCUAAAAUUUAUUUAUUUUCAAUUUAUAAUAUUUAUAUUUAUUUUAUAAAUAAUAAAAAUUUAUUAUAUUAAUUUAUAAUUAUAAUAAUAAUUUAAUUUAACAUUUUGUUAAUUAUUAAAAAAUUAAUUAAAUGAUUGA